AUGAGGAAAACUUCAAGUCUGCCAAGUUUGCCUUAUUCAAGUAAAGAUAGUGAACCAUACAGGAUUGAGCAAGAUGUCCUCACUGGCAAGAAAAGAAAAUAUUUUCAUUAUAAGAGAGACUAUAAGGGACGUUUAAGCCUCACUUUUCAGAAAUUACAAAGAGCUAGUCGAGUAGAGGAUCACUCAACGUCUCAAUGGAAUAAGAAUUCGUCGAAUCGAUCGCCCAGAAGUGGACAUACGCAACAUAUUUGUUCCUUGGCAACACAUACAGGAAUCUCUGCUUAUACAAGCCUUCAAGCUCAAGAAGAUCUUAUCGAUGUUGAGAAUAAUUCACUUGAUAUUGCUAAAAACUCGUCCAUUUUUCCCAAAGAUUUAGCGAAAGGUGCAAGUGAUCGGAAUGAGUUUCAUCGCAAACUUAUGUAUUUAUUGUCCUCUUCAACCAAAUUAAACCGAACUUCUGAACAGUCAACGGUAGAGAGCGUACGGAAAUAUUCUCGACAGGUUAUCUUCGUUUUAGAAUCUAUGUAUAAAUUGAGCGAUGUACUUUGGCUUCAAUUGCAGGCAGUUGUUGCUGGAAGGCCAAUGAAAUGUCAAGAGCAGAGCCGAUCGAUUUCCGAUCAUGAUUUUUUUCUCGCAAAAUGUCGUAUGAAACAAUGUAUCAUUCUGGAUGAAAUUAAAAAUUUCCGCUUUGUGAAUUCGAUUGAUUCAGAUAACUCUUCGUUAACUGAGGCUGCUUUUCGCGAUUCAAUGAAAUUCAAGUUGAACAAAGUUCAUGAACUUCUUGAAAAAUAUGAGCAAUUCGAAUCCCUAUUUCCUUCAUACGCAUCAUUGCAGAAAAUUUAUCCUUCUGUUAAAGAAGUUCGAGACCGCAUAUUUCUUCUCUACAUGUGGUACAAUAUGACUAUAGCUUUAUAUUCUCGAAUACGAGAGGUUGGUGUUAUAUUAGGAAUGACUAAAGAUGAGACCUUAAGACGUCAUUCAUUUUCUCCUAAAAUAAAAGCUGAUAGCGGUGAUAGCGGUGAAAAUGUUACUGCAGUAUUCAGCUGGCCUACUUUGGAUAGUCCAGAAAAUAUCGAUGAAACGAUAUCUCGAAAAGGGAGUACACCAACUUGUACCUUAUAUUCGUCGCAAGUGUCUGAUGGUCGAUCCAGCACUUCUUCUGAUUUGCCCAGUUUGCUCGGCCCAUCGGAUAGCCUUUAUACCGGAUUCGUUUCAAAGUCUUUACGGUUGAAAGGAAUGCGUAAGGUUCUUGAACGGCUGGAAGGUGUCUAUUUAACCACUGUUAGAAAAGCUGUUGUGUUAUUGCAACGGCCUGUGAAUUCUUAUGCUGAAGCAGUUGGUUCUUCUCGAUUUUUUUCAAGCAACAAGUCAUUGAAAAUUUCUGAUGUGGCGAAAUAUACAGUUCAUCAUGCCGAAUUCCUUGCUAUGGGUUUGCCAUCAUUCGAAAAUCUCUUUUUGUUUUUGGUCCGAGUACCUUUGGAUUUAGUACACGAAUGGCUUAAAAUGCGAGCUUUUCCACAGCUGACAUCUGAUUCAUUGACUCUGCGAACGAUGAUCGAAGAUUACCGUGAUUGUCUUCGUGCCGCCAUAGGUGUAAAACAUAAAUAUGUGGAAAUGGUUGGGCUAUCAGGACUGGACAGUAAAACAAUAUUAAACAAUUUGGCACCGUUUGAAGAUCAUUUAAGUGACGUUUUUAAGGCAUAUCUGAAAUGCGUGCGAGAUUGGGCUCAGAUCGAAGUAUCAAUGGGAGGGUCUGGAACCGAAUGGAUUGAGCGAAUUAUGCAAAAUCUAUUAAAUGAAUGGACAGUGGCUAGAAGAUAUGCAGUCAGCGUUAUCUCUGGUGAAAGCGAAGUAGUUCAUCGUUUCUGUGUGAUUGGAGUCGAUUUGUUGGAAAAAAUGGUUAAGAGUUAUCUGUUAGAUCGUGGUAAUCUCGUAGAAGAUUUUCGAGACAAUUUCGAGGAUUUAUUGAUGGAAUACUGCCCAGAGUCUGAAGAACAUAACUCACCACGAAGGCAAAUUUUCAUUGCAUGUCGUUAUUUUAAAUCGCUUACUGUUCAGUUGCGCGAACGCUCAUUACGGGCUUUACUUUUUGUUCGAACAUUAUUAAAUGAUAUGGAAAUUUGUACGGUCGACGUAUCUAGCAUCAGCGAUCGAUUCAUAGUAUUUUGUGAUGCUAUUGCCGCAUCAAAUCCUGAUUUUAUCCAAAUUUUGCUGAAUAUCACUUGUUCACGAUAUGGAGAAGAAUUACCAACCAAUAUCGCUAAUGUGAAUGGUUAUUUGCUUUUGUUUCCCGUUGAAACUAAUAAAGGUUUUACUUGUGAUAUGUGGAAAGGAAGAAAAGUCCAUGUUGAUUUGGAUGCAGAUACUGAAAUUUCUUUAGGCUAUCUUCAGUUUUCCGGUGACGCUUGCCUUGUUGCACUUAAUGGGACAGUACUUCCUGCAAUGCGCCAUCAAUUAUCGGAGAAUUUGACUACCGAUUUGGAUUUUCUAUUGGAAGUAUUGGAAGAACAAGCAUCAUGUCAUGAAACUGUCUCAAGCCAUGUGGAGCAAUUAAAAGGUUUAUAUUCCGGUUUCAUCCAAAUUUUUCAAACAUAUAUAAAAGGAAUGGUUCAGGAAGUUGCUGUGGAAACAUGUGAUAUGAUUUGGAAUGAUCUUGCCGGCCGACUUUUCGAAGAAAUUCUCGAUGAUCGUGUAUUAUGCUCUCUUGAUCAAAAUGAGCUUGAAUCAUUAAGGGCAACCGUCAUCCAAGCAUAUAAUUUUGCUUUUGAGUAUCAUCGCGAAUUAUAUCGAAUUCUACCGCAAAAAAUUCGGAAAACAUUUGCGAAAAAAACUGCUAUGUGGUCAGAACAGUGGAUUAAUUUUGUUAUAGAAUUCAUGCACCGAGGUGAUGGUUCUAUUCCUUUAUGGUCAUUUCAUUCUUUCCAGUUUCUUACUGUAGCAUCUGAUCCACAAUUAACUUCUUUAUUGCCCGAUCAAAUAUAUUGUGUAAGUAGUUUUAUUGCUUUUUUUCUCUUCUGUUUUUUCUUUAUUCUUUUUGGUUUUUUUCAAAUUGCUUAUCCUGAUGAAUGCAGUUAUAUUCAACCGCAGUUAAAGGAAUUUUCAUUGGCAGUUCGAAGAGCAAAGCAUUCCGAUACUGAAGUGGAUAUUAAGAAUCGCUCACACCGAAUUCAGUUGGCUGUAAAUCAGCUGGAUGAUAAACGAGAUCAGCUUCUUAAAGCAGAAAAUAAGAUUGGUCGCGUGCGAGCGGAUGGCCGCCACAUUUUUUCUCUUACUACAUAUUUUAAUCCGAAAAAACGUGCACCAUUCGAAUGGCAAAGAUUGGAGAAAAAAAUCGGAUCGGGUAAAUUCGGCACUGUCUAUGUAGUGAUGAAUUUAACUGAUAAUUGUUUAAUGGCGAUGAAGCAAAUACGAAUUGAGAGGAAUCACAAAGCGCUGCAUGCAUUGGUAGAUGAAGUCGAAAAUCUGAGAUCGCUGGAUCAUCCUAAUUUAGUAAAAUAUUUCGCCGUCGAAGUACAUAGAGAAGAAUUAUUUAUUUUUAUGGAGUAUUGCUCCGAAGGUACACUCGAAACAGUUUGUCGAGAAGGUCAUCUAGAUAUGUGUUGCGCUCGUCGCUAUACUCAUUUUCUUUUAAAAGGUGUCGCAUAUAUCCACAAAAAGCUGAUAAUUCAUCGUGAUAUCAAACCUGCAAAUAUAUUUUUGGGACAGAAAAAUGUUCUAAAGCUGGGUGAUUUCGGCAGUUCAGUUCGUCUUAAAGGUUGCUUGACAGCUCGAGGUGAAGUAGCUGAGUGGGUCGGUACACCGGCAUAUAUGGCUCCAGAAGUGCAAACGUUAGGUGGUAAAAUCGAAUUGAGCGGUAAAGAUGAACACAUCGGUUAUGGUCGUGCUUCCGACAUAUGGAGCAUUGGAUGUGUGGUGUUGGAAAUGUGCACUGGCAAACCACCUUGGCACGAAUGCGAACAAUUUCUACAAAUAGUAUUUCGUGUUGGUAGUGGGAUGCGACCAACUAUACCCCAGAAUAUUCAAUCCGAUAGGGAUUGCUUUUCGUUUCUCGACCAUUGUUUUCAAAGUGAACCUUCUGCUCGAGCUACUGCUGAAGAACUCUUGCAACAUUCUUUUGCGAACAUUUGCGUCAGUGAAUUGGUUUUAGCAAAAAUUUGCGGCAUCUUUAAAAAAUAUUUUUUGAACUUUGAACUUACAACAGCUAAUAUUAAAUAUCAAGGUCUAAUUUUGUCGAAAUGA
Molecule: messenger RNA, 4239 nt
Organism: Dracunculus medinensis (Guinea worm)
Lineage: Eukaryota; Metazoa; Nematoda; Chromadorea; Rhabditida; Dracunculidae
Source: the annotation of a GenBank genome assembly